This is a messenger RNA of Cricetulus griseus (Chinese hamster), 1025 nucleotides long. Lineage: Eukaryota; Metazoa; Chordata; Mammalia; Rodentia; Cricetidae. The record is from RefSeq and is a predicted model, not a curated record.
GACAGUCGGCCCAAUAUGUCAAGACCCCUGAUCACCAGAUCCCCUGCAUCGCCACUGAACAACCAAGGCAUUCCAACUCCAGCUCAGCUCACCAAGUCCAAUGCACCCGUCCACAUUGAUGUAGGUGGCCACAUGUACACCAGCAGCCUGGCCACGCUCACCAAAUACCCCGAGUCAAGAAUCGGAAGACUGUUUGAUGGUACAGAACCCAUUGUUUUGGACAGUCUAAAACAGCACUAUUUUAUUGACAGAGAUGGACAGAUGUUCAGAUAUAUCUUGAAUUUUCUACGAACAUCAAAACUCCUCAUUCCUGAUGAUUUCAAGGACUAUACUUUGUUAUAUGAAGAAGCAAAAUAUUUUCAACUUCAGCCAAUGUUGUUGGAGAUGGAACGAUGGAAACAGGACAGAGAAACUGGCCGCUUUUCGCGGCCCUGUGAGUGCCUCGUGGUGCGUGUGGCCCCAGACCUGGGAGAAAGGAUCACACUCAGUGGGGACAAGUCCUUAAUAGAAGAAGUCUUUCCGGAGAUUGGCGAUGUCAUGUGCAACUCCGUCAAUGCAGGCUGGAAUCACGACUCAACACAUGUCAUCAGGUUCCCACUAAACGGCUACUGUCACCUAAACUCAGUCCAGGUCCUCGAGCGGUUGCAGCAAAGAGGAUUUGAAAUUGUGGGUUCCUGUGGGGGAGGUGUGGACUCGUCCCAGUUCAGUGAAUAUGUCCUCCGACGGGAGCUGAGGAGGACACCCCGAGUACCCUCUGUCAUCCGGAUAAAACAGGAGCCACUGGACUAAACAGACAUAUUUCUUAUGCAAAAAGAAAACAUACACAACCAAUAACAAUAUGCGAAAAGGAACAUUUGUGUGCAGCUGGGACAGUAAACCAAGCUCUGAAGCGAAAAUUGAAUAAAAGACAUUUAUAUCCACUAGAAAUCACACCUGUAUUCAUAUGGGAACAAUUGGAAUCAUGAUAUCCUCAAGAUGUAAAAAAAAUAUAUAUAUAUAAAUAUAUAUAUGUCAAAAGGUAGGAA